AUGGCCAACUUGACUUUGAAGGACAACCAGCAGAACCCAGAGGCACAGGAAGAAAAGACAAAGAGCAACCAGAAACCGAGCGCGCAGCCUACACCAGAAAAGUUCACACCCUAUGAUCUUGUGUCAGCACCGAACCUUUCUUCCGGCCUACCGCCUGAGAUCUGGACGAUCGUGCAAUCUGCGCCUGCCAGCUUUACGCCGCCAUACUUCCUCGAUGUCAGCCGCAAUCUUCUCGAGAAUCCCAAUCUGACAGCUUCCCACCUCGCUCGCGCAGAGCUGUCAUACACCAGCUUCAACGAUGCCUCUUUCAACCCCCAAGCCACGACGUCUCUGGAAUUGGCAGACAUCAUCAAGCACCUGCGCGCCGAACACCGCCCACGUCUCAUUGAAGGCGGAGUCGACGGCUACGAUCUGACAUGGUUGGUAGUGCGGAAGCUGAUCCCGCGGAACCCAAAGCUCGACAACACCAUGGUGCAGACCUGCCACCUAUACACCUCUACCGCCCCCGUCACAAUCCGCUCAGAUGGCAAAUCCGAGACAGUCGAUGCAGAGCGCUACCUCGUAAUCUACACCCCACAUAUCUCCAACCCUGAAGAAAUCCCUUACUACCAUCCCACCGUCCGCCGCCUCGCAAUCCUCUACACCUACCUGCCCUCGCUCCCCACCCUGCUCCCCUCCCCCGGCCACCUCAGCAUCUACUUCGAUCUCUUCGCCUCCCACCCACUGGACAACAGACUCUCGCGCACAGCGCUCAAACUGCUCGAAGUCAUACAUAAGCACUCGCGCGGCCGGGCCUCCGGGUACAAAAAGCGCGUUCACCACGAUGUCAUUAUUUCUCAAAAACCCUUUCAAGACACCUACGCGUACCUCAAGGGCAAGUACGCGAAGGCUCUGAUUGAGGGAUGGGUCGAGCAGACGCCGCCGGGGAAACAUGUCUUUGAGGAUUUGGGGAUUGCAGCAUUUUUGAUUGAGCUUUGGGUGGGGAUGUAUGGGGAGGGUGAGGGUGAGGAGAGAAGAGUGUCGGCGCAAAAGGCAUUUCCUGGCUUUGUCGAUAUUGGGUGUGGGAACGGACUGUUGGUGUAUAUUUUGAAUGAGGAAGGGUGGAGGGGUUGGGGUUUCGAUGCUCGACGACGGAAGACGUGGGAAACCUUCCCGGAAAAGUGCCAGGGGAAGCUGAAGGAGAUGCUGCUUAUCCCUGAAGUUUUGGAAGCCGCCACGACGGCGGAUGAUGGCCAGGAUUCGCCGUCUCCAGCAAGUCAUAAUGGUGUCUUCCCGACCGGAACAUUCAUCGUCUCGAACCACGCCGACGAACUUACACCCUGGACGCCACUCCUCGCUUCCCUCUCCUCAUCGCCUUUCAUCGCGAUCCCGUGCUGCAGCCACGACUUCGGAGGCACACGGUUCCGCGCACCAGCGGUCAAGAAGUACGUCCCUGACGAUGGACAGCCGAAGGGGAACAAGAAUGCGCAACCGAGUGCAUAUGCAAGUUUGUGCAGCUGGACGAGUGCGUUGACGGAGAGCAUGGGGUAUGUGGUUGAGAAGGAGCAUUUGAGGAUCCCAAGUACGAGGAAUAUUGCGGUGGUGGGGAGGAAGCUUGAGAAGGAGCAUGAUGGCAGGAGCUUGGAGGAGAGGCUGCAGUAUGCGAGAGAGGUGGUUGUGAAGGAGAUGAGUGGAGAUAUAAGCAUCGAGCAGGUCAGGAUGCAGUGGGUUGCGAGGGGGAGUGGGUUGAUGAAGCCUGGGAAGGGUGGACAUUGA
Molecule: messenger RNA, 1755 nt
Organism: Macroventuria anomochaeta
Lineage: Eukaryota; Fungi; Ascomycota; Dothideomycetes; Pleosporales; Didymellaceae
Product: DUF1613-domain-containing protein
Exons: 1
Coding region: 1-1755 (584 amino acids)
Biological process (GO): tRNA methylation
Molecular function (GO): tRNA (uridine) methyltransferase activity
Source: RefSeq, a predicted model, not a curated record